UGUUUAUUCAGGCCACACAAGAUGAACGAAACCCCAUGGUGUACGCUCUCUUCACUACAGCGGGCUCUGUGUUCAGGGGCUCAGCAGUCUGCAUGUACUCGAUGGCCGAUAUCCGCAACGUCUUCAACGGACCGUUUGCCCACAAACACGGCCAUAACUACCAAUGGACCGAGUACACUGGCAAGAUUCCCUACCCACGGCCUGGAACAUGUCCAGGAGGAACGUUCACUCCUGGAAUCCGUUCCUCCAAGAACUUCUCAGAUGAGGCUGUGAAUUUCAUCCGCGCCCACCCCCUCAUGAUCCACCCGGUUUAUCCGAUCCACCGUCGCCCCCUGGUGGUGAGAACCGGCGUGGACUACAGAUUCACGGCCCUGGUGGUGGACCAGGUGGACGCUGUGGACGGACGCUACGAGGUGCUCUUCCUGGGGACAGAUCGAGGGACUGUCCAAAAAGUUAUAGUUUUGCCGAAGGACCCGACGAGCAUGGAGGAGCUAACUCUGGAGGAAGUGGAGGUUUUCCGGUCCAGAGCUCCAGUGAAAACCAUGAAGAUAUCGUCUAAAAGACAACAGCUGUACGUGUCAUCAGACGCCGGGCUCACGCAGGUGUCGCUGCACCGCUGCGGUGUGUACGGCCGGGCCUGCUCCGACUGCUGCCUGGCUCGAGACCCUUACUGCGCCUGGGAUGGAGAGAGCUGCUCCGCCUUCACCCCGUCCACCAAGAGGAGGAGCAGAAGACAGGACGUUAAACACGGAGACCCUCUGAGGCAGUGCAGAGGCUUUAACGCCAAAGUGGAGAAGCGUCUGAGGGAGACGGUGCAGUUCGGGGUGGAGGGCAGCAGCACCUUCUUGGAGUGUCAGCCUCGCUCUCCCCAGGCCACCGUCAAGUGGCUCUUCCAGAGGGAAGGAAAGAGGAAAGUGACUCCUGCUGUUUCAUUCCCUUUUCUGCAGCUCAACCGUGUGGGAGGUGUCCUGAAGACCAACCACGGGAUCCUCCUGAAGUCUCUUAACCAGUCCGACGCGGGGCUGUACCACUGCCUCGCCACGGAGAACAACUUCAAACACACGGUGGCCCGCGUGGCGCUGCGUAUCCUGGACCGAGACAUCGUGUUAGCUCUCACCGCUCAAGAUGAGGACGAAGAGCCAAAAACUCGGCAAGCCGGGCCUUACACGCAGCCGUCCCUCGUCUCCACGCCCUUCCCGCCUGAGAUUAGACUGAUUAACCAGUACUGCCAGUCCUACUGGGAGCAGCUCAGCCCCAGACAGCAGCAGCGCAAGCGCACGAGCCGCAGGCACACAGAGGGCCAGGACCAAGGCCUCGGCUAGAGGACACACUGACGGCGUCCAGCACUGGCCUGUGUGGACUUUAUGGUGGACUUUUAUUUUUUACAUGCAUGUUUGUGCGUCACCGCCAGUCAUUAGGCAGGUGACGCCUUCAUGCUGUCGGUAAAGUACUAUAUUUGUGGUUUUGCAAAAGUGUCGGCCUAAAAAAAUACAAAUUGUGUAUAUUUUACAUCACGUCCCAAAUAACGCCGCACAUACAUUUGACAUCGUUGGUGCGUUCAGGUGCUUGUGGGAAACUCCAGCAUCUUUGCGUAAAAUCCCAAUUAACGUUAAAAUAAAGUAAUGUUCACAACAUCCACGUUUGCUUGCUGUGUAUCUCUUAGGUCUGAUUUUCCAACAACAUCACUUGCGAGUGCAGCUGACUCUUAAAUGUUGGAUUGUCCUUGAAUGCACCAACAAAAAGAGUUAUCGUGCACUGUGAUGGGAAGUCUAAGCAACUGUGUUUAUAGGCUCAACAUGCAGAACCACAGGCAAGUACUGUCAAGUAUCUUGAAACAGAAAUGUAAUAUAUUGAUUGUGAAUAUAAUAUAUAUGGUCAUUGGAUUACUCUUGUAUUGUAUGAAGAUAGUAUGAUGAUAUAAAUGCACAUGUUGCAUGCAUAUCUGUUGUUGUUUGUUGCAAGUUGUACAUUUUACUUGGUGUGUAAUCAUGUUUGUAAGGUGUAAUGUAUUAUGUUAAGCUAAUUCCAUUGGACUCACAGUCCUGUGCUCUAGUGACCUGCAGUACGUGCGUGCUGACGAGAGGCAUCGCGUACAGUGUUCCAGUUAUGCACUUUGUCGGUGGUGGUAUUUGAGGGAAUUUGGGUAUCUUUGCACAGAUGUAUUAGAAAGUGAAACUUUUUAUUUCUUUUUAUGUACAGUAUGUUAUUAUAAACAAACGGGACUGGCUCAGAUUUAGUGUUGACUGUUGGUGUUUUGUCAUAUUCUGUAUUUACAGACUUUUAAAAAGGCUCGUUGUAGUGGCAGCGUCAGGAAGGAGAGCCAGCGUUCACCGUCAUUGUGAGUAGCACAGUGCUUUGUGCCGUCGUAUGAAUCCUACACUGGAAAUGUUCCAACAAAUAUAUAAACAUUUCAGAAUUCUUUCACUUUCAAGUCCUUUGCAUUGACUCAUUUAAUCAUAUUACAGUUUUAUUAUCAAUUAUUGAACCUGAAAUCAAACGUACACUGAUAAGAAAUAUCGUUUUUAUUAUGUAGACGAGCAACUCGAGUGUUUUGCGAUGAUUUUAAGCCGUAUUUAUGUAUGAAAGUGUCGCUACGUGAAAAGAUCAUUUGAAAAUUAAACUUCAAAAUGAUAUUGGAUGAGGAUAAAGAAACUUGUGUUGUGUGAGACAAAGCUUUGCUGGGAUUAUGUAAAUUCAUCUUGUUAAGGAAAUUAAUUACAAAUCUGGAUUUAUUCACGUAAAGACAUAAUAUUAAAUAUUUAAUAAUGUCAGAGUAACUUCUGCUCAGAGGUUUGUUUCUCCUUGAUGCACACAAGAUUAAACUUUCCAUGUUUUUACCUCUU
Messenger RNA from Cottoperca gobio, 2843 nucleotides. RefSeq names its product semaphorin-3F-like. The coding region runs from base 36 to 1322 and encodes 428 amino acids. Gene Ontology annotation, cellular component: plasma membrane. Gene Ontology annotation, biological process: negative chemotaxis; neural crest cell migration; positive regulation of cell migration. The record is from RefSeq and is a predicted model, not a curated record. The transcript is spliced from 9 exons. NCBI's taxonomy places the organism in Eukaryota, Metazoa, Chordata, Actinopteri, Perciformes, Bovichtidae. Gene Ontology annotation, molecular function: semaphorin receptor binding; chemorepellent activity.